UCGGUUCCGGUGCCGCCAUGCCCGAGGCGCUGUCGCUGCUGUGCCGGGUGUCGGCGCACCCCGAGUCCCGCUGCUGGGCCCUGGCCUGGAGCCCCAGCGGGGCCCUGCUGGCGUCCUGCGGCGGGGACCGGACCGUGCGGGUGUGGGGCCGGGAGGGCUCGGGCUGGGCGUGCCGGGCGGUGCUGGCGGACGGGCACCAGCGCACCGUGCGCCGCGUGGCCUGGUCGCCGUGCGGGCAGUUCCUGGCCUCGGCCAGCUUCGAUGGCACCACCUGCGUGUGGCGGCGGCACGAGCACGGCUUCGAGGUGGUGGCCACGCUGGAGGGACACGAGAACGAGGUGAAGUCGGUGGCCUGGGCACCCUCGGGGUCACUGCUGGCCACCUGCAGCCGUGACAAGAGCGUCUGGGUCUGGGAGGUGGACGAGGAGGAGCAGGAGUUUGAGUGUGUCAGCGUGCUGAGCGCCCACACGCAGGACGUCAAACACGUGGUGUGGCACCCCAGCCAGGAGCUGCUGGCCAGCGCCAGCUACGAUGACACGGUGCGCCUGUACCGCGAGGACGAGGACGACUGGGUGUGCUGUGCCACCCUGGAGGGUCACACGUCCACCGUGUGGGCAGUGGCCUGGGAGCGCUCGGGCCAGCGCCUCGUGUCCUGCAGCGACGACCGCACCCUGCGCGUGUGGCAGCGCAGCGAGGGACAGGGCGGUGGCUCGGAGCACAGCUGGCAGUGUGUCUGCACCCUGUCCGGGUACCACGGGCGCAGCAUCUACGACGUGGCCUGGUGCCACCUGACGGGCGCGGUGGCCACGGCAUGCGGUGACGACGCCGUGCGGGUGUUCGAGGAGGUGUCCCCGGUGUCCCCGGCGUCCCCGGUGACGUUCAGCCUGGCCGCCCACGUGCCGCGGGCGCACGCCCAGGACGCCAACGGGGUGGCGUGGCACCCGCGCGAGCCGGGGCUGCUGGCGUCCUGCGGGGACGACGGGGACAUCGCCUUCUGGCAGUACCAGCGCCCCGAGGGGCUCUGAGCCACCACGGGGACACCACGGGGACCUGCAGGACAGCCCAGGCGGCUCCAGAACCUUCUGUGGCCUCCAGAACCUUCCCAUGGCCUCCGGAAUCACUCAACGUUCUCCAGAACCUUCCUAUGGUCUCCAGGAACCUCCUGUGGCCUCCAGAACAUCCCCACAGCCUCCAGGACACCUUGAGAACCUCCAGGAACGUCCUGUGGCCUCCAGGAUCACCCAAUGUUCUCCAGAACCUCCCCCAUGGCCUUCAGAAGCUUCCUGUGGCCUCCAGGACACCGUGGGAACCUGCAGGAACCUCCUGUGGCCUCCAGGAGCACCCAACAUCCUCCAGGAGAUCUCAGUGGCCUCCAGGAUUCCCCAGUGUUCCCCAGAACCUCCCUUGUGGCCUUCAGGACCUUCCCAAGUCCUACAAGACCCCGUGUUCUACAGGACUCCAUCCAGGACCUCCUGGUGUCCUCCAGGACAUCUUCCAGGACUUUCCCAAGUUCUCUA
Messenger RNA from Melospiza georgiana, 1517 nucleotides. It is a transcript of the gene CIAO1, whose product is annotated as cytosolic iron-sulfur assembly component 1. Gene Ontology annotation, cellular component: cytosolic [4Fe-4S] assembly targeting complex. The record is from RefSeq and is a predicted model, not a curated record. Gene Ontology annotation, molecular function: protein binding. Lineage: Eukaryota; Metazoa; Chordata; Aves; Passeriformes; Passerellidae. Bases 18 to 1025 code for a protein of 335 amino acids. Gene Ontology annotation, biological process: iron-sulfur cluster assembly. The transcript has 7 exons.